Molecule: messenger RNA, 2082 nt
Organism: Beta vulgaris subsp. vulgaris (sugar beet)
Lineage: Eukaryota; Viridiplantae; Streptophyta; Magnoliopsida; Caryophyllales; Amaranthaceae
Exons: 3
Coding region: 174-1766 (530 amino acids)
Molecular function (GO): mRNA binding; translation initiation factor activity
Source: RefSeq, a predicted model, not a curated record
CCAAAAAUUCCAAUAAAACAAAAAAAUCCUAAAAAAUUCCCCCUCUAUUUUCUGACUUUACGCCUCUUCAACUCCCCAUUUUCUCAACCCUUAUUCAUUAGCUUCAUCUAACACACACAGACACACACCAGAUCUUCCCAAUUAGCUUUACAGUUUCCGCACCAUUUUCUCCGAUGUCGAAACCUUGGGGUGGUAUCGGCUCUUGGGCCGCCGAAGCCGAACGCGAAGAAGCCGAGGAGAGAGAAAAUGCCACAACCACAACCACAACCACAACCCAAAGCUUCCCUUCUCUUAGAGAAGCCAUCACUGCAAAACCCAAGAAGAAAAAGAUGACUCUUUCAGAGUUCGCUUCUUACGGGUCAUCAGGUGGACCCGUUUCUUCCGGAUCCACCCGUUUAACACCAGCUGAAAUGCUCCAGUUACCCACUGCUCCCAAACCUCGUUCUGACGAUGACUUCUCUGGGCCCCGCCUUGGUGGUGGCUUUUCAAGUUAUGGUGAUGAUCGGAGAUCCUCACGUCGUGGGUUCGACGAUGAUAGGAGACAAAAAAGAGGGGAUUUUGAGUCUAUGCCACCUCCCCCUUCUAGGGCUGAUGAGGUUGAUAAUUGGGCUUCUAUGAAGAAGCCCAUUUCUAUGAUGGUAGAGAGUGGGAGGGGUGGGAGUAGUAGUAGUUCUAGGUAUGGGUCUUUGGGUGUUGGUGUUGGUGGUGGUGGGUCCAGGGCUGAUGAGGUAGAUAAUUGGAGUUUCGGGAAGAAAUCGCAGGCGGGUCCGGGUCCCGUAAUGGGAGGAAGAUCGAGUACGUUUGGUUCAGGGUUUCGUGAUUCGGGUUCGGAUUGGAGGAGGGGAGGUGGGGAAGUGAGUGUGGAGAGGGAAUUGGGGAGGCCUAGGUUGGUAUUGGAUCCUCCUACUAUAGAGAGGAAUGGGGAGAAUGUGGUGAAGGCGGUCACAAGUAAGGCGAAUCCAUUCGGGGUGGCGAGGCCUAGAGAGGAGGUGUUGGCUGAGAAGGGAUUGGAUUGGAAAAAGUUGGAUUUAGAGAUUGAGGCUAAGAAGGUGGUGGGAGUUGGUGUUGGUGGGGGGAGUAGUAGUGGGAGUAGGCCUACAAGUUCGCAAGGAAGUCGGCCUACUAGCUCGCAGAGUAAUCGUGGGCCGGAUAGUGUAGGUGGUGGUGGUGGUGGAUUGGGGGAGAUGAAGCCUAGGCCGAAGGUGAAUCCUUUUGGGGAUGCUAAGCCUAGGGAGCUUUUAUUGGAACAGAAGGGUUUGGAUUGGAGGAAGAUUGAUCUUGAUUUAGAGCAUCGCCGUGUUGAUAGGCCUGAGACAGAGGAAGAGAAGGCUCUGAAGGAAGAAAUUGAGAAUCUAAGAAAAGACCUCGAGAAAGAUUCUGGUAAUGAUGUCCCGCAAGAGACUGAAGUUGAACAAAUCAGUCUACGUGAUCUCUUACAGAGCAAGGAGAGAGAUCUGGAAGUUCUAAUAAGGGAUUUGGACGACAAGGUCAGGUUUGGUCAGAAAGCUGUUGACAGGCCUGGAUCAAGGCCAGGUUCUGGAGCUGGGAGAUUUACUAGUUUUCCUGAGAGACCGCCGUCCCAGUCAGGAGCUUUUGAUGAUGUACGAGGUACAGAAGCGAUGGACAGGCCCCGGUCACGGGGAACAGGAGAUGUAUGGACACGACCAGGUGAAGAUAGAAGAGGAGGCUUUCAAGGUGGCAGAGAUAGAGGAGGAUUUCUCGGAAGUAGAGACUUUGACAGGUCUAGGUCAAGAGAGAGAUGGUGAAUCAUUUCUUUUUGUUUUUGGGUUAUUAUUGAACUCAGUGUGGAUUCUUCACAGCUCUCCUUUGACAUUCACCAAGCAACCGGAAAAUAAUAUUUUGUUUAAUUUGUUUAAGUCUUUGUCAAAUUAUUCACGGCUUGGCUGUAGCGCUGGUGACUCUUGUUAAUUAACUGUUAAUUUUUGAUACCUUGUAAAAUUGCCAUUUUUUGGUCUGUAUUAAGGCAAGGAUCUUGUGUUGUUCUUAGACUGACUUGUAAUGAAACAUUAUGUUAUAUUCUUGGGUCCUUUCCUUAAAAAGACGGUCUUUUUAAAGGCUUCA